AUGAAUGGAUAUCUACAUGUAGUAAACAUAUUGAUCCAUAGAGGAGCAAAUAUAGAAGCUAUCGAUGAUCAACAACGGACACCAUUGUACAUUGCAACUGAAAAUGGUCACUUGCAGGUUGUGCAGUUUCUGAUUGGUAAAGGCGCCAAUGUUAAUACUGUUGAUGUGAAAGUGCAGUUUCUGGUUAGUAAAGAGGCCAAUGUUGAUGCUGUUGAUGUAGAAAAUUGGACUCCAUUGCACCUUGCAUUUCAAAAUGGUCACUUGCAGGUAGCGCAGUUUCUGAUUAGUAAAGGCGCUGAUGUCAAUGCUGCUAUUAAAACUAAUAGGACUUCAUUGCACACUGCAUCCCAAAAUGGUCAUUUGGAGAUAGUGCAGUUUCUGGUUAAUAAAGGCGCCAAUGUUAAUGCUGUUGAUGUAGAAAAUAGGAUUCCAUUGCACACUGCAUCUCAAAAUGGUCAUUUGGAAGUAGUGCAGUUUCUGCUUAAUAAAGGCGCUGAUGUCAAUGCUAUUAAUAAAGAAAAUAGGACUUCUCUGCACAUUGCCGCCUAUUAUGGUCACAAAAAUAUAGUCAAAGCAUUGAUGGACAAAGGUGCAAACACUAAUGUAGUAGAUCUCAAUAACAAGACCCCAAUGAAAAUCGCCUACAAAAAAGGGCACAUGGAAAUCGUUAACUUAUUGCAUAAUUAUGGAACUCAUCAAAAUAAUAUUUAG
Ctenocephalides felis (cat flea) is the source of this 711-nucleotide messenger RNA. Its product is annotated as serine/threonine-protein phosphatase 6 regulatory ankyrin repeat subunit B-like. Gene Ontology annotation, molecular function: protein binding. The coding region runs from base 1 to 711 and encodes 236 amino acids. The transcript is spliced from 2 exons. Lineage: Eukaryota; Metazoa; Arthropoda; Insecta; Siphonaptera; Pulicidae. The record is from RefSeq and is a predicted model, not a curated record.